Molecule: messenger RNA, 1391 nt
Organism: Folsomia candida
Lineage: Eukaryota; Metazoa; Arthropoda; Collembola; Entomobryomorpha; Isotomidae
Exons: 5
Coding region: 142-1224 (360 amino acids)
Cellular component (GO): membrane
Molecular function (GO): ligand-gated monoatomic ion channel activity
Source: RefSeq, a predicted model, not a curated record
CUGGCCAAGUAUAUAAUGGCCAAGCAGGUUACCCACGUUUUAUAAAUUAAGAUAUGAAUAAUCAUAAGAAAUGAACACCUAAGAAAUCUACAUGCACAAAUGUUUAAUGGGUAAACAGAUAUUUCGAUUGGUCAAGCGUCGAUGGUUAUGAUGAUGCCAGCUUUAAAGUACAUUUCUUACUUGAUACCUACAAGCUUUGGUCGGCUAACAGUUAUCUUCAGACAGCCGAGGUUAUCUCACGACGUCUUCCAAUCCGUCUUUAGCUAUCAGAUUUGGGUCGUGUGGAUACUAGUUUGGAUCUCUAUUGCCAUCACGUGGCUCAUAAUCAACCAUGUCUGGUCAACAAAGUUAUCGUCGACCACCUUAAGUGAAGACGAUUCUGUUGAAAAGAAAAUCCGAAACGAAAUACCAGAUUCAACAAUGCAUAGUUUUACGGAAGUGUGUUUGUGGUGUUUCUCCGCAAUUUGUUGUAAAGGGUGGCACAAUCAACCAAAAGAAAUUUCCAGUAAAACUGUCGUCCUAAUUGGACUGACAUUUGCGUACAUAAUUAGCAUAUUUUUUUCCGCUUCACUAACUUCUAAUUUAGCCACUGAGACAAUUCCCAUUAAAACUUUCUCAGAUUUUGCGCUUAGCAAUUUGGACCUUUAUGGAGAUAGGCGACUUCCUCUUGUUCGAGAUAUUGUCAGUGACGUGUACUACAAAACAAGACGAAUUAAACAAUUCAAAAAAGGAAAAACCAUUGAUUCAUAUUUCAUGCGAAUUAACGAUUCUUUCCAAACGAUAUUGACCUCAAAAUCUGGAUUUGUUACUUUCGAGGAUGCUGCAAAAAGUGAAAGCGUAUCUUUAAAAGCUGGAUACAGUAACGCUUACUUCUGCGAAACCAUCUCUGCAAUAACAAUUUCCAGAACAGUUUUCCCCACAGCCAUGUUUGUUAGAAAAGGGUCGCAUUUACGAGAAGUUUUUAACCAAAAAAUUAUGUUACUUAUCGAGCGUGGAAUAAUAUUCCGACUGAAUGUAAUUUACAAUAAGAAAACUCUCGUGACAUGUCAAACAACGGAGGAGAAUUAUCGCGGAGGUCUUGGACUAACGGACCUUUCCAUCGCUUAUAUCAUUUCCUCGGUUGGAAUUGUACUCUGCGUUGGUGUACUCUUGAUAGAAAAACUGGCCUUCGGAUGUACUGAAAGUAAAGCCAUGAGUUGGAUGCGAAGACAUAUUUUUCCUUAACUUUUAACUAUGAGCAAAUAUGUACAAAUUGCAUACCAUGUUGUGUACAUGCAUAUUUACAAGUCCUAAGUUCAAUGUAAGGAUAUCAUUAAAAAUGCGUUCACAUUACUUACAUUUAUAAAAUCAUAGAUAAUCUUCGUUUAUAAUUUAGUUAGAAUUAAAAUUUA